UACCUUCCACUCUUCCAUAGGUCCAUUGUCCUCUUUUCCUCCUCCCACUUCCUUUUCAGGAUAUAUUCCCCUAAAGGCCAAAACCAAAGACAAAUCUUUCGCUUCAAGCUCUCGAGUUUACGGGGGGGAAAAAAAAAAUAAAGAAGUGAAAGAAGAACAGCUUGACCAAGAGAGUUUUCUGAGUGUCUUGGAACUUCAAAGAGCCAGACGCUUCAUAGUCUUGAUUCUAAAGGCAACAAACAUGUCUGCUUCACACAAUUCCUUUGUCAGCAGCAAAGCCUCUGGUAGGGGUAAAGCACUGGAGAAAUCAAAAUUUGCCCACACUUGCAACCUCUUGAGUCAGUAUGUUAAAGAAAGAGGUGGCUUAAGAGAUCUAAAUCUUGCUGGAAUCAGCUGUAAACCAGAAGCUAUAGCUAAACCAGAAGAACCUGAAACUUCCACCUCUACGCUGAACUUACUCAACAGCAUGGAAAUUCCGGAUCAGCCCUCGUCAGAACAGAGCAAGCCUGUUGAUCCCUUAUCUCGAUUUGCUCCCUUGGUCACUUCCAAUACUCCGGAGGAUGCCUCAAGAAAUGUUAGUCCUAGGGAGGAGAUGACAGGUGAACCCAAGAGAGCCCAGAUGACUAUAUUUUAUGCCGGGGAUGUAAUCGUGUUUGACGAUUUACCAGCUGAGAAAGCUGAGGAAAUAAUGCUUUUGGCUAGCAGUGGAGGAUCUGGUAAUGCUAAUGCUAGUGGAAGAUUCUCGACACCUAAUAACAGUGUGGAGAAACUCUGCUCUGCUGGUGCUGUGGCGUCCGGAUCUAAAGCACCGGCUGAUCCAGUUUGUACUGCUGCUCAAGAAUCGCCUAAGCAACCACAGCCUGAAGCUAAUACUUCUGAAUUGCCAAUUGCAAGGAGAUCAUCACUUCAUCGGUUCCUUGCCAAGAGAAAAGAUAGGGCUGGUGCAAGAGCACCAUAUCAAUUGCACAACAACAACAACAACAACGAUCGACCAGAAUCUUCUUCCAAGGAUGAUCAGGAACAGCUUGAACUCAAAUUAUAGCUACAACUUCAGAAACUUCUGAAGUCGUGUGUUUUAAUUGGCUUAUACAGGCUCUCUGACAUACACGUAUAUACGAGCUCAAUUUUUUCUGAUCUGUAGCUGUUAUCAGCCUUUUUGGGCGCUACGGAUUCAACUUACCCUACUGCAGUCGACUCCAGGCGCUACGGAUUUUUCAAGUUCUACACUUGUUUUUUUUUUCCCUCUGAAGCUCUUGAUUUUUGUAAAAUGGCAAUUUUUUUUCCUUGGGUUUCAGUAGCACUGGUAGAGGCCUGAGGGACGGGGUUCCAUUUUUGUGGGAGCUGUACUGGACGCUAUUGUUUGCUUUGUUUGAAGUAUUACUAGCAUAUUUGACAUCAUUGUUUAGG
Coffea eugenioides is the source of this 1407-nucleotide messenger RNA. RefSeq names its product protein TIFY 10B-like. NCBI's taxonomy places the organism in Eukaryota, Viridiplantae, Streptophyta, Magnoliopsida, Gentianales, Rubiaceae. The transcript is spliced from 5 exons. Gene Ontology annotation, cellular component: nucleus. Gene Ontology annotation, biological process: response to wounding; regulation of defense response; regulation of jasmonic acid mediated signaling pathway. The record is from RefSeq and is a predicted model, not a curated record. The coding region runs from base 242 to 1042 and encodes 266 amino acids.